AUGGAACAAGCAAUAUCAAGUCAAUUUGAUUAUAGACAAAUGGUUGGAUCAGGACCACAGUAUGAUUACACAAAGGUAUAUCCUCAAGCAGGUACAACUCAAACAUCAGUAUACCAAGGUGGUAAUGAUACUAUUUUUGAAAUUCCUCCAACCAAAGCAUACAAUUUGAGUAAGUCUUGGUUUCAAUUUACUUUUACUUUACCUGCAACCAAUGCAAAGUUUGGAUUUGUAUUUACUGAUUUUAUACCUUUUUUUAGACAGAUACAAGUUUAUACAAGAGGUGGUAUUUAUUUAAUGGAUCAUACAAACUUUCAUUUACACUCGAAAAUGGUUACAAAAUUAAACAAAAAAUUACAAGAUACACUCAAUACUUUUAAUUCUGCGAUAAAUACAGCAAACCAAUCAUAUAUUCCAUGUUAUGCUUGCAAUACUUUGGCAGCUGCAAAUAUUAGAUAUGAUGGUAGUGCAUGUGAUAGAGCAUAUACAGAGCCAGAUUAUUUGUCAUGUGGAAAUCUGGCCAACACAGCAGUCAAUCUAAACGUUACCAUUCCUUUUAGUGAAUUGUAUGAUUCAAUUUUAUCUGUUGAUAAAGAUAUAAUGUUGAAUGAAGCAUUAUUGGUUAGAUUUGUUUGGUCAGAGUUGUCAAAUAUUGGUUUUGGUGCAGAUGCCUCUCUUACUCCUCAAACAAAUCCUGUUGCUUUGACUGCUCCUAAUGGAUUUAAUGUGCAAGGUAUGGAAAUACAUUUAGCAGUUGAAAAGAGAUUUGAUAUUAUUCAAAGCUUACAAAAUAAAAUUGCAAGCCCAGAAGGAUUUUCAUUACUAAUACCUUAUUGUUUUACAAAUCAAAUUUCUUUAACAGGUACCAAUCAACCAGUAUCACUAAGAGUAAAUAGACAAAAUGGUAUUACUUUGGAAAGAAUUUAUCAUAGCUUAUUUGUUACUGCUGCAGUUGCAAACUCUGCAAUUUACAACAAUAAUUUGGCAUCUACCAACUUGGAUCAUUUCUAUACAAAUGUAAAUAAUACUAGACGAAUGCAAUAUGAUUAUUAUCCCAAUUUAAAUGAUGACUUUAAAGCGCUAAGAGAUACACUUAUUGGUUCAACAAUUCAAACACCAAACAUUCACAACUAUAAUUGGUGUUGGUUGGAAAAAUUUGAUGAUGGAUCAUUUGGCAUUGGUGAUGAUAAUAUUAUUGCUGGUAUUGAUUUAAAUUUGGGAGAGGUCAAAUGGGAUUUUAUAGGAUCUCUAAGUGUUGCAACCAAUCUUACUCAUCAAUCAAUAGUGGUAUGUAAAAGAAAAUUGGUUAUAACUUCAAAUGGAUUAACAUUAAUGAAAAUGAAAUACAACAAACAAACAAUUAUUAAAACAAUACCAAUUAGUGGUAUCAUUCCUGGUGAUCAUGGAAGAUUAAUGGUUCAAAUUAAUUUGGAUUUUGUUCCAGAUCUUAUUACAUUAAAACUCUUUAGUGUAGAUGGAGCUUUUCAUCAAGGAACAUUGUUUACCAUUAGAACUUCACUGAUCAGUGACAACAACCUUUUUUCUUUUUCAAGCCCAUCAAUAAUCAAUUUAGAACCAAUUAAACUACCACAACAACCAAAGAAUGUUAAAGGAUUGGAAUUAUUUGAUCAACUAAAUGCAAAUAUAUUGGUAUGUGCACCAAAGAAUAGCGGAAAGACAGUAGUCAUUAAAAAAAUAAUAGAUGAAUGUACUAACAAACAAACAAAUGUUAUUAUUUUUUGUGCUACAGUUCACAAUGAUCAUAGUUGGUUAGAAAUACAAAAUGAUUUAAACAAAAAAGGAAUAUCAUUUUUGGCAUUUACAAGUAUUUAUGAUGAAAAGGUCAAUGUAUUGGAUGCUUUUAUACAAAGUUUACAAGUAAAAGAAAAUGGAACAAGUAAAAAAUUAAUAUUGACCAACGAUAUGAUACGAGUAGAAAGAAAAGAAAAACUAGUUGCACCAGAUUAUUUAAUUAUUUUUGAUGAUUUAUCAAAUGAAUUAAAAGAUCCAAGUAUUACCAAAUUAAUGAAGAUUCAAAGACAUUUUUCAACAAAAAUUAUUAUUAGUACUCAAUCAUGGAAAGACACUUCAUCACAUAUAAGAAAAGGUAAUUUAGAUUAUGUUUUAUUAUUUAAAAAUAUACCAAUUGAAACUUUAAAAAUAAUUUAUGAAGAGCUAUCACUAACUAUUCCUCUCAAAUUAUUUUUAGACAUUUAUUCUUUUGCAACCAAAGAGAAAUAUCAUUUUCUUUAUACAAGUCGUAAUGGUGAUUAUAGAAAAGAUUUUAAUCAACAACUAGAAAUUAAAAUAGUAUGGAUUUCAAAUGAUGGAGCAUGCAUGUAUACUGGUUUGAGUGGUCAACAUGGAGAUGGUUUUGGUGAUUGGUUCAAGAAAGCAUAUAAUUUUGUAAAAGACAACAAAUUGGUAUCUAGAGGAGCAAAGGCACUUGGUGAUGCUGGUGUUCCCUAUGCUGGCAAGAUUGGAGAAGUUGCAGACAAAUUGGGUUAUGGGCAUAAACCUAGACGUAAAAGAGCACAAAGAGGAGGAACUCAAUAUGGAAUUAAUGGUGGAGAUUUAUUAAAUGAUUUUCAAGAUAUUGCUAUUGGACAAGUUGAUGAACUUACUAUUACUGAUCAAUUAAUAGUUGAAAAUACAACAAAUCAAAUAGUUUUUGGUGAUUUACAAGUCAUAUUAAAUGUAGAUACAUCAUCACAAUCAACAAUUAUUAUUCCAACUAUUGGUGAAAAGAAAAUUGCUCAAGUUUUAUUGACAGAAACAGAUCAAACUAUAAAUGGGCACAAAACCUUUAGUGAAAGUUUGCAAGUAGACAAGAUCAUUGAAACAAAUGAAAUGAAAACAAAUACGAUUACUCCUCAAUCAGGAGGAGCCAUUACUAUUGGAGGAAAUUUGGUGGCAAGUGGCAAAACAACAGUAAAUGAUCUUCAAAUUAAUGGAAAAGUAAGUAUCAAUACAUUACAAAUAGAUAAUGUUGAAUGUGAUUCACUAACAACAAAUACCAUUACAGGAGAUACAAUGAAUAUUGAACCAACAAAAUCUCUUUUUCUAAAUGCACCAUCAGUAAUAGCAAACCAAUUAUCAUUUGUCAAUCCCAUUGAAGGUUAUAUUCCUACUCCUUUAAAUUAUUAUGAAUAUUAUAGCAAUUGGGUGCAAUUUAAAUAUAAUAUAUCAAGUGGCUCGUAUGUUUAUUCAUUUAACCCAAUACAUUAUGUUAGGAUUGGUAAGCUUGUUACUCUUUGUGUUGAUUCAUCAAUUAAAAUAGUAAUGAAUGGACCUGCUAACCAAAACUCGGUAGUGUAUACUGACGUUGGGGUUGUUCCUAAAAGAUUUAGACUUCGAAAUCUACAGAUGGUUACAAUGUCAACAUACCAAAAAGUUUAUCCAUCUUUAUCUAUUCAACCUUGUAGGAAUGCAGUUAAUCGUGUUUAUAAUAUUGUUGUUACACUAUCAUGUGUUCACAAGACAGGAUCUUUAGAUCAAUUAGAUCAUUUCGAUCAAUUAGAUUAUAUUUUUUUAAAACCAGGCUUAAAUGAAAUCCUGAAAGAAAGAAAAGAGAUCAUGUCAUCAAUACCAACAAUCUUAUGGAAAUUAUAUAAAUUCUUUGUACAUUUAUUUACAGGAACAUCAGAGAUUGAGAGAAUAUGUCAUGACUAUGAGUUGGGUGGUCAUCAGAGAAUGAUGCUCAUUGAACAGAGUAUCAAGUUAUCGACUAAACUCAAUGAUAUCAAGAGAGCAAUGUCUCACGAAUUCGAUCCACAAGAUGUUGCUCAAAUGAUUGCUGACACCAAGAAAAUGAAUAGAGAAUUACUUGCUUUUGAAUCAAUAAUUUCAAAUUUAGUAUCAGCAUUGGAACCAUUGAGUAGACAUGAAACAUUAAAAACAACUGUAAAUACAUUAAAGGAUGAAAAAUACAACACUGAAAAUAGAUCACAUGAAGAGAAAUUGGAAAAAUUGUGGGAUGAUCUUUGUCCAAAUGUUAGAAGAUCUUCAAGACAUACAUCAGAAUGGGGAGAGAUUGGAUUCCAAGGAAAGGAUCCAGCCACUGAUUUUAGAGGAAUGGGUGUUUUGGGACUUGACAAUCUAUCAUACCUUGCAGACAGUCAUCAACAAGAGGCUCAUAGAAUGCUUUUAUGUGCCAACAGUAAAUAUAAAUAUCCAUUUGCAAUCACUGGUAUCAACAUUACUGGUCUAUUGGUUGGUCUACUUCAAAAGGAUUUAUUAAGAAAUUAUUUUUAUUAUUCUGGUUAUACUAUUGAUAAAUUUAAUGAUCUCUAUGCUCAAGUAUUUAUUCAAUUUAAUGAUUUCUAUCAAUCAAAGAAACCGGAAAAUGUAAUGCAAUUUGGAACCAUUAUGAAAGAGUUUACAGAAUAUUUGAAAAACAAAUUACUCAAUGCAACUUAUAAUCCAUCAACCAAUUCUUUUGAAAUUGAAUGGGCACCUUUAUAA
Cavenderia fasciculata is the source of this 4461-nucleotide messenger RNA. RefSeq lists its product as uncharacterized. Bases 1 to 4461 code for a protein of 1486 amino acids. Lineage: Eukaryota; Evosea; Eumycetozoa; Acytosteliales; Cavenderiaceae. The transcript is spliced from 10 exons. The record is from RefSeq and is a predicted model, not a curated record. Gene Ontology annotation, molecular function: GTPase activator activity.